AUGGCGCAGUGCGUGCGUCGGCUGGUGCUGGCGGCGACGCUCGCCGCUGCGGUGGCGCUGCUGCUGUGCACGAGCAGUGCGCCGGUGGCGCGUGCUGCUGGGACGAACGACUUCACUGCGGCGCAGCGGACGAACACGCUGGCGGUGCUGCAGGCGUUUGGGCGUGCGAUCCCUGAGCUUGAGAAGAAGUGGGCGGGCAACGACUUCUGCUCGUGGGAGCUUAUCAAGUGUAAUAAGAUGGGAGUGUACGUGACGGGAAUCAGUCCAACGUAUGCCGGCACGCUGCCGGAGAUGCCUGUGAACGUCGACUACAGGCACGUCAUGAUCCGGGAUUUGUGGCUCUGGAAUAUGUCGCUGCUGAGCGGGACGCUGCCGGACAGCUGGGGCAAGCUGGAAGGACUGACUUCCCUUAAGUUGUCGGGCAACAAAGUGAGCGGUACGCUGCCCGCCUCAUGGCACUCGAUGAAGCGGCUGUCAUUCUUGAUAAUUGAAGAAUCUGGCGGCAUCACCGGCGCGCUGCCGCCCGAGUGGAGCUCGAUGCCUAAUUUACAGACUCUGCAGCUAAGGCGACUAAAACUGAGCGGUACGCUGCCUGCGGAGUGGAGCUCUUGGAAAUCACUAGUGAACGUCUUUCUUGAGGACACGCCGAUCACAGGCUUGUUGCCCCCGGAGUGGGGCUCGCUGGAGAGAAUACAGCAGCUGGUUCUAGAGAAAUCGAAGCUGACCGGCCCUCUCCCUCCUCAGUGGAGCUCGAUGAGAUCGCUGAGCCUUCUGAACCUGAAUGGCGCAAAGGUCUCCGGCACGCUGCCGCCCGAGUGGAGUGGGAUGUCGAAGGCCGCAUACUUCUGGCUGAACAACUGCGACCUGUCCGGCACGCUGCCGCCCCAGUGGUCGUCGAUGCCAAACCUGCGCGGCGUCUCACUGAAGGGCAACCGCUUUUGCGGGUGUGUGCCGGACUCGUGGGCCAACAAGGCUGAUCUUGCUGUGGAAAUCGAGGACAAGCACAAGGGCAGCGACUGCUUGGCUGGUAAGGACUGCACAACGACCACCACUAAGCUCCCCACCACGACAACGACCACCACUAAGCCCCCCACCACGACAACGACCACCACGACAACGACCACCACUAAGCCCCCCACCACGACCACGACCACCACAAAACCCCCCACCACGACCACGACCACCACAAAACCCCCCACCACGACAACGACCACCACAAAACCCCCCACCACGACAACGACCACCACUAAGCUCCCCACCACGACAACGACCACCACAAAACCCCCCACCACGACAACGACCACCACGACAACGACCACCACGACCACGACCACCACUAAGCCCCCCAUCACGACAGCGACCACCACUAAACCCCCUACCACGACCACGACCACCACUAAGCCGCCGACCACGAUAACGAGCACUACUAAGCUGCCCACCACAACCACCACUGAGGCACCGGCUGAACCCACGACCACUGCUACCCCAACAAACACGCCGACUCCUGCACCAGAGACGGAGUGCGAGGUGGAUGGGUGUGAGGUGUGCGAGGGGGACUCCGCUGCGAGGUGCGCGAGGUGCCGUGAGGACUACUUCCUGACGGACGAGAGGACGUGCCUGGUGUACUGCGAUGGCGGUGUUGCUGCUGUGUCGAGCGGAGUGGCGGCAGCAGCUGUUGUGUGCGUGGCUGUGCUGUUCAGCGUGGGGCUGGCGGCGUGA
Molecule: messenger RNA, 1719 nt
Organism: Leishmania major strain Friedlin
Lineage: Eukaryota; Euglenozoa; Kinetoplastea; Trypanosomatida; Trypanosomatidae
Product: putative surface antigen protein 2
Exons: 1
Coding region: 1-1719 (572 amino acids)
Molecular function (GO): protein binding
Source: RefSeq, a predicted model, not a curated record